AUGUUUGCGGGCUGGAAACGGAAACCAUGUUUGUAUGUUCUCUGUUUCCUCUGCUGCUGCCUUGUUCUCCUCCCAGUUCCAGCUUUUGAGCCACAUCAAACGCAUCCCUCUGAAGUCUCAGCAUUGGAAGGUGUAGCCAAUAGUUUAAUCGAUGAUCACAAGAAUCUCAAGGGCUGGAAGAAUGGAGGAGAUCCAUGCUUAAUGAACUGGACUGGCGUUAUCUGUUUCGGCGAACUUGGUUCUGAUGGCUAUUUCCAUGUCAUGGAACUGCUGCUAAUGAAUUUGAAUCUGUCGGGAACUUUGGCCCCCGAGCUUGGUCUAUUGUCUCAACUCCACAUAUUAAACUUUAUGUGGAAUGAACUGACUGGGAGUAUACCUAAGGAGAUUGGAAAUAUCAAAUCACUACAAAUUCUGGUCUUGAAUGGAAAUAGAUUGUCGGGUUCAUUGCCGGAUGAGCUUGGUUAUCUACCAAAUCUGAAUAGGUUUCAGAUAUGCGAAAACCAGAUAUCUGGACCAAUACCAAAGUCAUUUUCCAACUUGAACAGUAUAAGACACAUUCAUUUCAAUAAUAACUCGCUCAGUGGUCAAUUACCCCCCGAGCUCUCUAAAUUGUCUACAGUGCAUCACUUGCUUUUCGAUAAUAAUAACUUUUCGGGGAAUCUUCCAUCAGAGUUUUCCAAUCUUACAACGCUAAAAAUACUCCAACUUGAUAACAACAAUUUCAAUGGCGCUGAAAUUCCGGCUUCUUAUGGAAAUCUGUCGAGCUUAGUAAAAUUAAGUCUAAGAAAUUGUAGCUUGAAAGGACCGUUUCCUGAUCUAAGAAUGCGAAAGCUUCAGUACAUAGACCUUAGCUUGAACCAGCUCUCGGGAACCAUAUCGAAUAUCCUUUCCAACAAUAUAACUACAAUUGUUCUGUCACAUAAUAAAUUUAGUGGAUCCAUACCCGCAAGUUUUUCAAGCCUUCCUAUUCUCCAGAAACUGUCACUUGAUAAUAAUUUCCUGACUGGUUCCGUUAAUGUGGAUCUGUGGCAAGACAAAUCCUUCAGCUCUUCUGCCACAUUUUCCAUAAACCUUGCGAAUAACUCCCUCUCAAAUGUCAUCGGAUACCUUGAUCCUCCCACGAACGUAACAAUAAGGUUGCAAGGCAAUCCUGUUUGCAGAAAUGCAAACAUAAGGAAUAUUAAGUUGUUCUGCGAUCCUGAAUCUAAAGCCAAAGUAAACCACAUUUGGCGCGAUUCAAAAACAAAUUCAUCAACCAGGGUUUGUCCUCUUCAAGCGUGUCCUACAGGCAAUUAUUUUGAAUAUGCGCCGGCAUCACCUAGCCCUUGUUUCUGUGCAUCUCCCCUUAGGAUUGGAUAUCGACUUAUGAGUCCUAGCUUAUCUGAUUUCCCUCCAUACGAGACUACAUUUGAGUCGUAUCUGGCUACUUCUCUCAAUCUUACGGUUUUCCAAGUCUUCAUUGACUCAUUUCUCUGGGAAGGGCAUCGCUUGAGGAUGUACUUGAAAUUGUUUCCUUUGCCUAGUGAUGAUCAUUUGGGCACUUUUAACAGGAGUGAGGUUCUUUCGAUUAGGGACAAAUUUACAUCUUGGGGCUUCCCUGGUAAUGAAUUGUUUGGACCUUAUGAACUUCUCAACUUCACACUGGUUGGACCGUAUACUUACGUGAAUUCUGAUUCUUCUGGUAAAAGCAAGAACAAGGGCAUCUUAGUUGCGAUUAUACUCUCUAUGGCUUUUAUUACCGGAGUGAUCUCAGCAACCGCGACAGCUUUAAUUAUGAGGAAACGGGCUACACUUCUUCGUAUGGAACGGUCAAGGAAACGGCAAUGCUCUACGCUUUCGAUAAAAACCGAAGAUGUGAAGAGCUUCACUUUUGAAGAGCUCGCGUUAGCGACUAAUGAUUUCAGCGAAUCAGCUCAAGUCGGCCAGGGAGGUUAUGGAAAAGUUUACAAAGGAAGCCUACCUGAUAAGACGAUUGUCGCGAUUAAGCGUGGCAGAGAAGGAUCUUUGCAGGGGAAGAAGGAAUUCUUAACAGAGAUUGAAUUGCUAUCCAGGUUGCAUCACCGGAACCUUGUUUCCCUCGUGGGAUACUGCGAUGAAGAAGAUGAGCAGAUGCUGGUUUACGAGUUCAUGCCAAAUGGAACAUUACAGGACUGGCUUUCUGCAAAAUCUGGGGAGUCAUUGGAUUUCGCAGCAAGAUUGCGUAUAGCGCUGGAGGCAGCAAAGGGAAUCCUCUACCUUCACACUGAAGCAAAUCCACCCAUAUUCCACAGAGAUAUCAAAGCCAGCAACAUUCUUCUUGAUUCUAACCUCACUGCUAAAGUUGCCGACUUUGGAAUUUCACGGCUCGCGCCUCAGCUGGAUGCCGAAGGCCUGUCGCCACAGCACGUAUCAACAAUUGUUAAGGGAACCCCUGGUUACCUUGAUCCAGAAUACUUGAUGACUUAUCAGCUGACAGACAAGAGCGAUGUUUACAGCAUAGGAAUCGUAUUUCUGGAGCUACUAACCGGAAAGCAACCCAUAAUGCAAGGGAAGAACAUUGUCCGCGAGGUAAAAUUAGAGCAACAUUCGGGCAAAAUGUACUCCGUCGUAGACAGAAGGAUGGGAUCUUAUCCUUGUGAAUGUGUGGAGAGAUUUAUUGGGUUGGGGCUCAAAUGUUGCGCGGACAAACCGGAUACGAGGCCAUCAAUAUUGGAUGUGGUCAGGGAGCUGGAAAAUAUUCAUAGAAUGAUGAUGCCAGAAACAGGAGUUCAAGAAUCAUCAUCAGAUUCUCCAUCCAGAUGUUUCAGUAAAUCAUCAUCGUUAAAUUCAGGCGGCGAUCUUAUCAGUGCCGCGAAUCUGGAUGUCGCACCACGUUGA
This is a messenger RNA of Oldenlandia corymbosa var. corymbosa, 2856 nucleotides long. Lineage: Eukaryota; Viridiplantae; Streptophyta; Magnoliopsida; Gentianales; Rubiaceae. The record is from the annotation of a GenBank genome assembly.